AGUCAGUGGUUUGCAUGAGACGCCAUUUUGAUUUUACCAUUUGAGGUUUCUUUUGGACGUUUUGAAUGUAAAGGAUUUCAAGAAAUAUUGAGUGAAGAAAAAAAGUAAGGAAAUAUGACCACAGCAGCGAGACCGACCUGGGACACUGCAAAAGGAGGACGAGGAAAAGGAGAGGGAGAUCUUUCCGCAUUAUCAAAGCAGUACUCUAGUCGAGACUUACCAUCGCACACAAAACUAAAACACAGGCAAACAGGUCAAGAUACAGUUGAAGAAGUCCGCAGCCGAGACUUCCGCAAAGAUUUGGAAGAGAGAGAACGUCAAGCAGCACGCGAGCGAGUUAAGGAGAAAGGAAAUAGAUCAGCAGUUGAACAGCCAAAGAGACCCCGACUUGAUCAACCACCUCCCUCAAAUCUAGAUGCAGAUGAUCCAGUUGAUGAUGAUGAUGACUAUGAUUCUGAUGAAAGUGAUGAUGAAGAUGACACAGCAGAACUUCUUGCUGAGCUGCAGAGAAUAAAAAAAGAAAGAGCCCAAGAGGAAGCUAAAAAGGAGAGAGAAAAGAAAGAAGAAGAGGAACGAAUAAGAAUGGAAAAUAUCAUGACAGGAAAUCCUUUACUCAGUGCACAGAACAAUUUCAAAGUGAAGAGGAGAUGGGACGAUGAUGUUGUAUUCAAGAACUGUGCAAAAGGAGAGGAUGGAAAAAAGGAACAACACUUCAUCAACGACACCUUACGUUCAGAAUUCCACAAGAAAUUCAUGCAAAAAUAUGUAAAAUAAUGAAAAUGAGGUGACUGUUAUCAAGACAACUUUGCAUACAAAUAUCUUCUUCUGGUAACAGUAAAAUGCUGGGUAGCAACUAUUAUUAGAGAGAACUUUGCUUUCCAAGAACUGAGAAUGCUUUUAUUGUAAGUAGGGAGACCUUGUUCAUUUAUCUCUCAUAUGCACUCCAGUUCAUUUCUCAAGAUGGUCUCAUCUGAUAUCCUCACACAGAAGGAGAGCAUGUCUGCUUGUGAAGCAGUGUACUAAACUACAUUCAUUCAACUUACAACCAGUUUUUUCCAUCUAAUUUCUGAUCAUCUGAUUGAUCAUAAAUUAACCAGUGUUAUUUAAGUGUGGUGAAUAUUUUUCCUGGAGUUUUUUUGCUUUCGCUUGUCUAAGAAACAUGUGAUAGAAAGUUAGAAAGGGAAUGUGAGAAUUUGCAAACUUUUUUAAUUCUAUAGUUUAGAAAAUGGUUUUUGGAGUAGUACCUCCCAUCAUGUGAAUACUUAGUCAUCUGCUCCAGUCAAUCUCUUCUGUAAUCUCUUUACAUAAAAAAAAACCUGAAGGAUCUUAAUUCCAGUGAAAUAAAAGCAUCUUUUGCUGA
Molecule: messenger RNA, 1360 nt
Organism: Stylophora pistillata
Lineage: Eukaryota; Metazoa; Cnidaria; Anthozoa; Scleractinia; Pocilloporidae
Product: protein CWC15 homolog
Biological process (GO): mRNA cis splicing, via spliceosome
Cellular component (GO): catalytic step 2 spliceosome
Molecular function (GO): RNA binding
Source: RefSeq, a predicted model, not a curated record